Molecule: messenger RNA, 2473 nt
Organism: Anopheles cruzii
Lineage: Eukaryota; Metazoa; Arthropoda; Insecta; Diptera; Culicidae
Gene: pkaap
Product: A-kinase anchor protein 10, mitochondrial
Exons: 3
Coding region: 1-2043 (680 amino acids)
Biological process (GO): intracellular protein localization
Cellular component (GO): plasma membrane
Source: RefSeq, a predicted model, not a curated record
AUGUUACAGUUUUUAAAGAAAACAGGGCGAAGGAAAUCCAUCGCAGGAAGCAAUGAAUCUGCCGCAACGGCGAGUGAUCUAGCCACGGAAUCAUCGCGACGAGGUGAUGGUGAUGUCAUCGAUGGCGCCGAGAGCGACGAGUCGGCACUGCGACUUGCCGAACGACACUGUUCUGCGAGCAAAGAUUCUUCACCCCGUGUUUCAAAGCUGUCCAGACGGAUGGUGGAUAUUCUGGCCGAGCAAAGUUGCAUGUGUUACUUUGUGCAGUAUCUGGAAUCGCGCAAUGCACUGUCGUUGAUCAAGUUUUGGCUAGAUGUCGAGAGUUUUAAGGCGGCCGCCUCGGAAAGCACACGAGGAGGUGUGCCGACGGUGUCCAGAACUACGACGACGACGAGUGCCGCUCACAGCGGUGCUCCCGGAGGAAGAUUGCACCGCAGUGUGUCAUCCGAUGGGUACGAUAGUUUGUCGUUUUUCAGCGUUGACGGUGACUCGCUGUCCACGAAUUCGUUUUCGGAGAACGCUUUCGAAGACACCCAAUCGGUGGACGAUUUGCGUGAAGCGGACUCGAGGACUUCGCAGAGCUGUACGCCCAUCCCUCCGCCGCUCGAAGUGUUGGAGGAGGUGGACAUCAAGGACGACGGCAGUGAGCCGGCCGGCGGGGGUGACCAACGGCAAUCGGGGCCGAAAGUGUUAGAAGUCUGUGAUAUGACCAUCAUGCGGCAAUCGUUGACCGAUGAUGAGAAAAAGCAGAUCUGCGAAGCGGGCAAAGGUGGCAGCAGCUUCAAUUCGUUGAUUAACUCGGACGCGGUCCGUAUCUACCGGAAGUAUCUUACUACCAAUUCGCCACACCACAUCGAUAUGCCGGCCACCAUAUUAUCGCACAUCUCGUUGGCCCUGUGCGCCAACAGCGGCGCCUGUAACGAGCAGCUGUUCAACGAAGCGCAGCUCCAUCUGCUGGAUCUGUUCGAGAGUAACUAUUUGAAUCAGUACCUGGAAAGUUCCUUCUAUUGCAAGUACACGCUGGAGGUGCUGACGAGCGAAAAUCUCACCUUGCGGGAUGUUUUAGGGAGCGAAAUGGCUCUGUUCUACUUCAUGGAACAUCUGGAGCAGCAAAACAUGCGCCACUAUCUGGAGUUCUACGUGGCGGCCGUAAACUUUAAGCGUACCUGCGAGAACCCGGUCCAGGCGCAGAAGGACGCCGUGGUGCUGUACGAUAAGUAUUUCUCCCUUCAAGCGACCUGCUCGCUGCUCGUGAGCGACAAGAUACGGUUCUUGCUCGAAGAGCACAUCUGCUCACUGGACAACGCGGAUGUUGCGGAAUGCUUCGAACUACCAGCGCGCAUUAUCGAACACUUCCUGGAGCACCGCUACUUUGCCGGCUUUCUGAAAUCGCCCCUGUACUGCCGUUUCAUCAGCGAGCUUCUGGGGAAGGUGAAGAGCAACACUAUAAACAACGGUACGUCGUCGUCGACGUCGGGUGUCGGAAAGUUUCCGGACCGGCGGAACAGUGCCGCUACAAGCGCUGGACGCCGUGGCGGCCACCGCAAGACACGGUCGGAUGUAACGAGCGAUAGUAGCGCAAACAGUGGCGGGAACAGUGCGAUCAUAGGUCGGCGACAAAACUCGGUCACGUUCAUCUCGUCGCAAAACACGCUUCUGGCCAUGGCCGACACAAGCUUCCAGCGCAAUCGGAAGCAGCACACCAUGGGCCACCUGGGGGGUAGCGCUGCCAGUCCUCCCGGUGGUGACAUGCAGAUCGAUUCUCGCCAUCUGUACAAUCCGGACCUGCUCUGGCGGCGCAAUUCAGCCGGCAGUGGCGGACUAACGUUCGGGCGCGUCGAUGCGCUGGGCCGCUACGAGCGAGACUUUGACAUCACCGAACCGCCGGCCGGAGAUGAUCGAUGGAACCGUAACCGAAUCAGAAAAGCGGUCCGCAAACUGGUCAACCUGCCGGAAGACAAGGCACAGGAGGAGCUUGCGUGGCAGGUUGCCGAAAUGAUUGUGAAAGACAUUACCAACGUUACCAUGAACCAUACGACGUGAUGGGCAAACCGUGUUACGGAGCGCAGUUCCGGUGCAGUGCACCCUGCGCCAUUACUCGCAUGUAGAUACUCUGGCAAAAGUACACUGACUCACAGAAAGUAUUAAAUUUUAUCCACGACAUGACGCUUCCCUAGGGAGUUAUUUAUUAUGUGGCGGCAACCACAGUUACAUUGAUUGGCCGUGAAGCCGUGAAGCGGCCACCAAGCGCCUAACAAACAAACUCGAAAUCUUUUGGAAUCGUGAACCUCCAAAAAUGCUUUCCAUUAGCGGGAUUUAUGGAUGCAUAGCGAACAUAGGAAUAUGAUUAAAAUUGUCGCGAAAAUCGCGCUUCGUGCAUAGAAAUAUCGAGCUUUAGUUUUAGCGAGAGAGAAGAGCGAAAAUGAUUCCUUUCCCGAACGAAUCUUACUGCUGCCAUCGUGCAGCGAAAACA